AAAUGAUAUGUAUUGUAUAUGCACUUGUGUAAGUAGGGCCUCUUCUCAAACUCUAACCCGCUUGUAAUACUAAAAAGCGCCGGAAGUAAAGGCUUCCUUCCUUCGCCCCUUUAUAUAAAUACAUUGCAAUGCCUUUGUGGUAAACUCAGACCUCCUCAACCCUUCUUCCCAAAUCCCUUUGAGGAAGAAGAAGAAGAAGAAAAACCCAUCACAGCCAUAACAACAACAUCAACGCUCUUUCUCUUCCCCUCCUAAAAUGUUGGCUGACAAAGGAAAGAAACCUAAGGUUGCUUCAGUUGAGGAAGCUGAACCCGUUGACGACGAGCUCGUUAUCUCAAUCGAGAAGUUGCAGGAGACUCAAGAUGAGCUUGAAAAGGUUAAUGAAGAAGCCAGUGACAAAAUGUUGGAAGUUGAGCAAAAGUUUAAUGAGAUACGAAGACCUAUGUACUUAAAACGGAAUGAUGUUAUCAAGACCAUUCCAGACUUUUGGUUGACUGCUUUCUUGAGCCACCCUGUACUCUGUGAUAUUUUAACUGAGGAAGACCAGAAGAUCUUCAAGUAUUUGGAUUCUCUUGAUGUGGAGGACUUCAAAGAUUUAAAAUCGGGGUACUCCAUAACAUUUAAUUUUACGGAGAAUCCUUAUUUUGAAGACACAAAGCUUACAAAAUCCUUCUCAUUCUCCGAUGAAGGAACAACCCAGAUAACCGGUACUCCUAUCAAGUGGAAACAGGGCAUGGCUGCUCUAGUUAAUGGAGUUAUUGAUGAGAAGAAAGGAAAGAAGCGAUCCAUUGCUCAUCAGAGUUUCUUUAGUUGGUUUUGUGAUGCUGAUCAGACAGAAGUAAUAGAGCUUCAGGAUCAGGUGGGAGAGAUAAUUAAGGAGGAUUUAUGGCCCAAUCCUUUGAAGUACUUCAAUAAUGAGGCUGAUGAAGAGGAUUCUGAUGAUGAAGAAAAUGAUGAAGAGGAGAUCGGGGAUGAAACCGACGAUGAAGAAUGAGAAAGCGGAAAAACCAUCUGUAGUGCUUUUCAGUUACUCCCUUAAGAAUGGAUUGCGGCAAAUACUAUAGUAGCAAUAUUUGUUUACCUUUCUAGUUUUAACUUAUAAAAUUUUACUCAUGACAGCUUACCUCAAUGCUGCUCUCUUUUCUUUUUUUUUUUCUUUACUGGUCUGCUGUGGAUUUAUUAUUUAAUAUUUAGGCUAGUUGGUUUCAUUGUUAUUAAAUUUUUUGUUCUGUUUUUAAUGUUGAAAACGAUAAAGAAUCAGAAUCAUCAGAUAUGGUAGCCUGCGUUUGUUUAUAAACAAAAUGGUUUCAGAGUUU
Molecule: messenger RNA, 1316 nt
Organism: Cannabis sativa
Lineage: Eukaryota; Viridiplantae; Streptophyta; Magnoliopsida; Rosales; Cannabaceae
Product: NAP1-related protein 2
Exons: 10
Coding region: 257-994 (245 amino acids)
Biological process (GO): nucleosome assembly
Cellular component (GO): chromatin; nucleus
Molecular function (GO): chromatin binding; histone binding
Source: RefSeq, a predicted model, not a curated record